AUGAAGAGCAAUAACACAGUAGAUCAUGAACUAAACGUGACUAGUCUGAGUGUGUUGCAAACAGAUGUAGCUCAAUCAGAUACAUCAAAUGAAUAUACUCGAUCAGAGAAAAGAACGUGUGUCAUAUUUGUCAGCAGUGUCAUCAUUCUGAUCGCAAUCAUUAUAAUUAUUAUUUUGACCAUCAUAGCAAAGGAAACCCCAAUUAUUAAGAAAUCAGUAACAACAACAACAACGAGAACAACAGAGGUAUUAUUUAACGUCACUAUGACAGUCACAGAAGAUUAUCCUUCAUGGAAUCAAUAUGGAAUUUCUAUCAGUAUAGGCAUGAUACUACGUUCUGUCAAAGGCAUCACCGUUGAUGAUGAUGAUCAUGAAACAAUUUAUUUUGCUGAUUCAUCUGCAAAUUGCAUUGUUAGACGCAGAUCUAAUGUGGCGAAAGGUGAAGUCAUUGCUGGUGGGAAUGGAAGAGGCAAUAAAAGCAAUCAAUUACAUGCGCCCACACAUACAGUUAUUGAUAAAGCAAAAAAUUCGAUUAUCAUUUGUGACAGCGGAAAUCGUCGAGUGGUGAGAUGGUCGCUGCAAAAUUCGAGCGACCAGCAGAUCAUAGCUUCGAACGUUACUUGCACAGAUAUAGCAAUCGAUCGAGACGGAGCUAUUUAUAUAAGCGAUCAUGAGCAGUGUGUUGUAACACGAUGGAAAGAAGGAGAGUCCCGUGGGAAAGUUGUUGCUGGUGGCAAUGGAAAAGGUCGUGGUCUAGAUCAACUUCACUAUCCUACAUAUCUUGCUGUCGAUCAAGAUUAUUCAGUUUAUGUAUCAGAUUCGAACAAUAAUCGUGUGAUGAAGUGGUUGAAAAAUGCAAAAGAAGGAAUUGUUGUUGCUGGUGGUCGUGGUAGCGGUGCUCAUAUGAAAGAAUUGAAUGGUCCUAAGGGAAUAUUCGUUGAUCAACGGAGUAAUGUGUACGUGGUUGAUUCGCUGAAUCAUCGAGUGAUGCGUUGGUCAGACAGAUCGCGUGAUAUUUGGAUUGUUGUUGGUGGUUAUGGUGAUGGAAGAGCUUCACAUCAGUUAUUUGCGCCAGAGGAUAUAUCCAUCGAUCGACAAGGAAACCUUUACGUUAUCGAUGAUGGCAAUCGACGAAUACAAAAGUUUGAGUUUGAACCUUAG
Messenger RNA from Adineta ricciae, 1161 nucleotides. The record is from the annotation of a GenBank genome assembly. NCBI's taxonomy places the organism in Eukaryota, Metazoa, Rotifera, Eurotatoria, Adinetida, Adinetidae.